AUGUAUGAGAUAUGUGAGAAGUUAAAAAUCAUUCAUCGCAAUUCCACUCCUUAUCGACCUCAGAUGAAUGGAGCAGUUCAGGCUGCCAACAAGAAUAUCAAAAGAAUAUUGCGGAAGAUGAUUGAUAAUUAUAAGCAUUGGCAUGAGAAUUUGUCGUUUGCCUUCCUCGACUAUUGCACCACAAUUAGGACUUCGACUGGGGAUACACCUUAUCUUUUGGUUUAUGGAACAGAAGCAAUAUUACCAAUGGAGGUUGAGAUACUAUCCCUAAGGAUAAUCCAAGAAGCUGAGUUGAGUGAUGCUAAAUGGAUACAAAGUCUAUAUGAACAGUUGAUGCUAAUUGAUGAAAAGAGAAUGAAUGCAGUUUGUCACGAACAACUCUUUCAACACAGGAUGGCUAAAGCUUUCAACAAAAAGGUAAGACUGAGACAGUUCAAACUGGGACAAUUGGUUUUAAAGCGAAUAUUCCCACACAAAGAUGAAGCUAAGGGAAAAUUUGCACCUAAUUGGCAUGGGCCUUAUGUGUUUCACAGAGUAUUGACCGGAGGAGCAUUUAUUCUAGCAGAAAUGGAUGGAAAGACAUGGUCGAAAGCCAUCAAUUCAGAUGUGGUUAAGAAAUACUAUGUCUAG
This is a messenger RNA of Solanum dulcamara, 630 nucleotides long. RefSeq lists its product as uncharacterized. The record is from RefSeq and is a predicted model, not a curated record. The coding region runs from base 1 to 630 and encodes 209 amino acids. Gene Ontology annotation, molecular function: nucleic acid binding. NCBI's taxonomy places the organism in Eukaryota, Viridiplantae, Streptophyta, Magnoliopsida, Solanales, Solanaceae. The transcript has a single exon. Gene Ontology annotation, biological process: DNA integration.